UUGUCCCGCGGCCGCGCUCAGACAACAAAAGCGGAAGAUGCUGCAGUUGGGCAAGGUCAGGACCUUGCCCUGAAGCCGGGCGGCGGCGCACACGCCUUUUCCCGGACUGAGGAGCUGUAGCUGGCGGCGGGUGCAUGUUCGCGAGGAAGCAGUCGGGCGCCGCGCCGUUCGGAGCUAUGCCUGUCCCAGACCAGCCUUCGUCAGCCUCUGAGAAGACCAGCUCCCUGAGCCCUGGCUUAAACACCUCCAAUGGGGACGGCUCUGAAACGGAAACCACCUCUGCCAUCCUCGCCUCCGUCAAAGAACAGGAACUACAGUUUGAAAGGCUGACCCGGGAGCUGGAGGCUGAACGGCAGAUUGUCGCCAGCCAGCUAGAGCGAUGCAAGCUUGGGUCCGAGACAGGCAGCAUGAGCAGCAUCAGUUCAGCAGAAGAGCAGUUUCAUUGGCAGCCACAAGAUGGUCAGAAAGAUAUCGAAGAUGAACUCACAACAGGUCUUGAGCUGGUGGACUCCUGCAUCCGAUCACUGCAGGAGUCAGGAAUCCUUGACCCGCAGGACUAUUCCACCAGCGAAAGGCCCAGCCUGCUCUCCCAGAGUGCACUUCAGCUCAAUUCCAAACCUGAAGGGUCUUUCCAGUAUCCGGCCAGCUACCAUAGCAACCAGACUCUGGCCCUGAGUGACACAGCCCCUUCGCAGCUCCCAGCCCGAAGCACUCAAGCCCGAGCUGGGGGCCAGAGCUUCAGCCAGGUAGGUGCCCUUUGCUGUAUUGUGUCGGUGGGCUCCUGCUCCUCGCCCAAGCAGUCGCCCAGCCGCCUGGCCAAGUCCUACAGCACCAGCUCGCCCAUCAACAUCGUCGUGUCCUCGGCCGGCCUGUCCCCGAUCCGCGUGACCUCGCCCCCCACCGUGCAGUCCACCAUCUCCUCCUCGCCCAUCCACCAGCUGAGCUCCACCAUCGGCACCUACGCCACCCUGUCGCCCACCCAGCGCCUGGUUCACGCGUCCGAGCAGUACAGCAAGCACUCGCAGGAGCUGUAUGCCACCGCCACCCUCCAGAGGCCGGGCAGCCUGGCAGCUGGGUCCCGAGCCUCAUACAGCAGCCAGCAUGGGCACCUGGGCCCUGAGCUGCGGGCCCUGCAAUCCCCAGAACACCACAUAGACCCCAUCUACGAAGACCGCGUCUAUCAGAAGCCCCCUAUGAGGAGUCUCAGCCAGAGCCAGGGGGACCCUCUGCCGCCAGCACACACCGGCACCUACCGCACGAGCACAGCCCCAUCCUCCCCCGGUGUCGACUCCGUCCCCUUGCAGCGCACAGGCAGUCAGCACGGGCCACAGAGUGCCACAGCAGCCACCUUCCAGAGGGCCAGCUACGCCGCAGGCCCAGCCGCCAACUACGCAGACCCCUACCGACAGCUGCAGUAUUGUCCCUCUGUUGAGUCUCCUUACAGCAAAUCCGGCCCUGCCCUCCCGCCCGAAGGCACCUUGGCCAGGUCCCCGUCCAUCGACAGCAUUCAGAAAGACCCCAGAGAAUUUGGAUGGAGAGACCCAGAACUGCCCGAAGUGAUCCAGAUGUUGCAACAUCAGUUUCCUUCAGUCCAGUCUAAUGCUGCAGCCUAUUUACAACACCUCUGUUUUGGAGACAAUAAAAUUAAAGCUGAGAUAAGGAGACAAGGGGGCAUACAGCUCCUGGUGGACCUGCUGGAUCACCGGAUGACCGAAGUCCACCGCAGUGCCUGCGGCGCCCUGAGGAACUUGGUGUAUGGAAAGGCCAACGAUGAUAACAAAAUCGCUCUGAAAAACUGCGGUGGCAUCCCGGCACUGGUGAGGUUACUCCGCAAGACUACGGACCUGGAGAUCCGGGAGCUGGUCACAGGAGUCCUGUGGAACCUCUCGUCGUGUGAUGCACUCAAAAUGCCAAUCAUCCAGGACGCCCUGGCAGUAUUGACCAACGCGGUGAUUAUCCCCCACUCAGGCUGGGAAAAUUCACCUCUUCAGGAUGAUCGGAAAAUUCAGCUGCAUUCAUCACAGGUGCUGCGCAAUGCCACUGGGUGCCUAAGGUCAGUCCCGCGGCACAAGGGCCUGCUCCUGCCAUCUUCCCUGGGUCCUCCUGGGUCAGGCACUCUUCCUUGUAGCUUUCGCUGCUGCCUUCCUAAGGGUCGGAUUGUUCUGCAAAGAGCAGGAGACAAGUGGUCAACACAGCAGCUCCCGCACCUUAAAAACUUGUGCCUAGUGGAAGAAGGGGCCGUCCAUACCGUCAGCCCGAAGGUGGUGUCCUACUCUCAGGCUGACGUCACGAAGCGACUGUUGUUGAUGCAUAGCUUCUGUGUGGGGAGAGAGGGUAUCAUGACCUUUCCAGGCUUCUCUGAAUUCUUUCCACCGGGGUCAGGGGAGCCCUGGGAGCAGGAGAGAAGUGUGUGCCUGGGACUCGUUGCCUGUCCAGGGUGGAGGGCAGAGUGCUGGUUAGUUCUUGUUCAUUCCUCUUCUGUUUUCCCUUCUCUCUUUCUUUCUUCUCUGUUUUCCCAGACCGUUGAAAACUGUGUGUGCAUCUUAAGGAACCUCUCAUACCGGCUGGCAGCAGAAACGUCUCAGGGACAGCACAUGGGCACGGAUGAGCUGGACGGGCUGCUCUGCGGCGAGGCCAACGGCAAGGACGCGGAGAGCUCUGGGUGCUGGGGCAAGAAAAAGAAGAAAAAGAAAUCCCAGGACCAGUGGGAUGGAGUAGGACCUCUUCCAGACUGUGCAGAACCACCCAAAGGGAUCCAGAUGCUGUGGCACCCCUCCAUAGUCAAACCCUACCUCACACUGCUCUCUGAGUGCUCAAACCCAGACACGCUGGAAGGGGCGGCAGGUGCCCUGCAGAACUUGGCCGCAGGGAGCUGGAAGGGCUGGGCUGAGGAUGUGGCAGGCAUGGCGUAUGCCCUACGUUCACUGCCAGAGGGGGCUCCCUGCCUGCCACAGUGGUCAGUCUAUAUCCGAGCCGCUGUCCGAAAAGAGAAAGGCCUGCCCAUUCUUGUUGAGCUGCUCCGAAUAGACAACGACCGUGUGGUGUGUGCGGUGGCCACAGCGCUCCGGAACAUGGCCUUGGACGUCAGAAAUAAGGAACUCAUCGGCAAAUACGCCAUGCGAGACCUGGUCCACAGGCUUCCCGGAGGGAACAACAGCAACAACGCAGCGAGCAAGGCCAUGUCCGACGACACGGUGACCGCCGUCUGCUGCACCCUGCACGAGGUGAUCACCAAGAACAUGGAGAACGCCAAGGCCUUGAGGGACGCGGGAGGCAUCGAGAAACUGGUCGGCAUCUCCAAGAGCAAAGGAGACAAACACUCUCCAAAAGUGGUCAAGGCUGCAUCUCAGGUCCUAAACAGCAUGUGGCAGUACCGAGAUCUGAGAAGUCUGUACAAAAAGGAUGGAUGGUCACAAUAUCACUUUGUAGCCUCAUCUUCAACCAUUGAGAGGGAUCGGCAAAGGCCCUACUCCUCCUCCCGCACACCCUCCAUCUCCCCUGUGCGCGUGUCUCCCAACAACCGCUCAGCAAGUGCCCCAGCUUCACCUCGGGAAAUGAUCAGCCUCAAGGAAAGGAAGACGGACUACGAGUCCACCAGCAGCAACGCCACCUACCACGGGACUAAGGGCGAGCACACUUCCAGGAAAGACACCAUGACAGCUCAAAACACUGGGAUUUCCACCUUGUACAGGAAUUCGUACGGUGCGCCCGCCGAGGACAUCAAACACAACCAGGGUUCAGCACAACCAGUCCCCCAAGAGCCCAGCAGAAAGGAUUACGAGGCCUACCAGCCGUUUCAGAACUCCACGAGGAAUUACGACGAGUCCUUCUUUGAGGACCAGGUCCACCACCGCCCUCCGGCCAGCGAGUACACCAUGCACCUGGGCCUCAAGUCCACGGGCAACUACGUCGACUUCUACUCGGCAGCCCGUCCCUACAGCGAACUGAACUAUGAAACGAGCCACUACCCGGCCUCGCCCGACUCCUGGGUGUGAGCCGGCCAGGCGCCCGGAGCAGUGCAUGUGCAUGCAGACACCACGAGACAUUUCUCCCCACCCUGCAAAUUUAGUUUGUUCAAGCCUGUUCCAUAGGAAGGCUGUGAUAACCAGUAAGGGAAUAUUAAGAGCUAUUUUAGAAAGCUAAACGAAUCAAACGUUAACUCGGCAAUCGGUAGAUCCUAAACACGACAACGGGCCACACCGUUCUAGUCUGAGCUGUAGGGCUUAAAGAGUGCUUUAUGUGGAAGGCGGCAGAGGAAGGAGGGAGGAGAGGGCCGGUGGCGGGGCGUGGAGGUUAGUUAAGCACAAGACACAGAAGAGUUUACACACUUAUGGGGGACGGCUUCUCACGCUUUGUUUACUCUCUUCAUCCGUUGUGACUCUAGGCUUCAAGUUGCAUUGGGGUUCCUCUGUAUAGCAAGAUGUUUCUUGCCUUUUGUUAAUGCAUUGUUGUAAAGUAUUUGAUGUACAUUACAGAUUAAAGAAGAAGAGCGCAUUGUGUAUAUUACACCAAUGCCACCGUGUUUCCUCAUCUAUGGUUCUAAAUAUUGCUUCAAUUUCAAACUUUUGAAAGAUGUAUGGAUUUCCAGUUUUUCUUUUCUUUUCUUUCUCCCAGUAUGUUUUAACAAAAAACAAAAAAACGAAAAAAAAAAAAGGAAAAAAAGGAAUAUUUAGCAGUAUUGUUCGUUCUGAUAUGUGAAUUUGUUUGUGGCAACUAACGAGGCAUUCAGCAGUUCCUGACGAUUAACAUCCAUCAUUCCACUCUCCUUGUCAACAAAGUGCUUUUCCACUGCCUAAAAUUUUAGAUGUAGAUAUUUGAAAUAGAUUUUUUCAUUUAUACCAGUUUUCUUUAUGAUGAUACAGUGUUAAAAAGAAAAUAAAUUACAAUUGAUCUGUCA
Molecule: messenger RNA, 4897 nt
Organism: Ictidomys tridecemlineatus (thirteen-lined ground squirrel)
Lineage: Eukaryota; Metazoa; Chordata; Mammalia; Rodentia; Sciuridae
Source: RefSeq, a predicted model, not a curated record